AUGAAUGUUUCUUCAUGUCUCCUUACCUCUCUGUUUGCCUUCGCAUAUUUGGCCGCUUCGGCGGCCACCGAGAGAUCUACCAAGUGCCGCCUGGCAGUCACCGAGGUUGGCGUUUGUCAAGUUUACAGAUGUGAGACGAUGAUACAUACAUGUAGGUACACAAAGAGACUGACAGACAGACAGACAAAGAGAGAGACCUUACAGACAACGCAAAUUGUCUGUGUGGGUUGUGUGUAUGCAGGUCGGUUCGGCCCCUGCUGGUGCUGGCGGCCCUGGGAAGACCUCCACUCCGACGCCUGCUCCCAUAUUUCGCACAUGCAUGCCUGAUGAAUCACUGUUUCUGUUUGCACAGGACUUUCCGGCCCUCCCUGGCGGCAAGACGGCAAAGAAGAACGACACCGCGCAGGUACACAACUGCUGAACACGUGAGCACACACAGCAGACACCCAUGUAGCAUAUGUGCCCCUCACUGCAGGACGACAAGGCGUUGGUCGAGCCGAGCUGGAAGACAAAGAUACCCGUGGGACGCACCAACAAGGUGCAAAGGAAAACAAAGACCUGUGCACAUCGGUGCAUGAUCGACACAGAGACAUUUGUGCAUUUUUGUCUAUGACCAGGUCCGUCCGCAGAAAAAGCACGUCCACCACCACCACCGCCACAACAACGACAAGGUGCGCAGAACAUCCUUCCCCACCCCCAACACAUGCCACACAUUGCCUGCAUAUGUAUCUCUGUUUGAAUCUCGUGUGUGUAGAACAUCGAGUGCUUCUGGUGCCAGCAGCGGGGCCACAAGAUACGCCAUUUCCCUGAGCUGCUGGCACUGCCCGCGGAUGUGCGGCGGGCAGUGCUGGGCUGA
This is a messenger RNA of Vitrella brassicaformis, 856 nucleotides long. NCBI's taxonomy places the organism in Eukaryota, Vitrellaceae. The record is from the annotation of a GenBank genome assembly.